UACAUCAUUUUUAGGAGGAGAGUCUCUCCUCUGUGGGAUCCUCUAAACUGUAAUUAUUUAUGGCAUAAAACCAGCCUGUGUGGUCGUUUGUUAGCCCGUGGUCCACUUGGUACAGUAACAGAAGCUCGAUCUGCAAAGUUUGGGGAAGGACUGUGCAAAAACGCUGCUAUACGCGAAUUAAUAGCCUGUCCCUCUUCAUGUCUGUGCAGUUUUUCCUCCGCUACAGGUCGCAAUGGUUACACUGCAUCGCUCCUGGAACAGCGGUGAUAGCUGCUGUAACACAGAGAAGGUCUAAUUGCCGGACUUUGUGCUGGUGCAGGCUACACGUGAGUCGGAAGCUGUUUCUCGCCGGAGGCGCGCCUGCGCUCUAACCACAGCUCCGACGGCUUUGCAAAGUGGCAGCUCAGGAAACUAUAGAUAUCAGUCUGAGGCGCAGCUCCACCGGAGGACACGCACUGUACAUCAUCUCCCCUUAGUCGUCCUUGUGUGGAUAGUGGAAUAACAAACAUUACUCCAAGAAUCUCAGGAUAAGCAGCAACAGAGACGCGAUGGAUGAAAGAAUACCGCAUUUACAGGACAGGCAGUUCAUGGAGCACGCAGAUUUCUUGGGGGUGGAUUAUCCUUCUCUCUACAUGUGCAAAUCCAAGAGAGGAAUAAAACGGGAGGACGGUGGGAAGGACGCAUACAAGUUACCACACCGGUUGAUAGAGAAGAAGAGGAGAGACAGAAUUAACGAAUGUAUUGGGCAACUGAAAGAUUUGUUACCCGAACAUCUGAAGCUGUCGACGCUCGGGCAUUUGGAGAAAGCAGUUGUCCUGGAGUUAACAUUGAAACAUUUAAACGCUCUGACUGCUGUCACUGAGCAGCAGCACCAAAAGAUUAUUGCUUUGCAGAAUGGGGACCGACCGAUGAAAUCUUCCAUUCAUGCAGAUCUGGAUGCGUUCCACUCCGGGUUCCAGGCCUGUGCCAAAGAAGUCCUGCAGUACCUGAGUCAGUUUGAGAACUGGACCACAAGCGAGCAGAGGUGCGCGCAGCUCAUCAACCACCUUCACAAAGUGUUGGCGCAGUUCCAGCCCGGUGCACCGUCACUCCAGCACCAGCUGCCUGUCGAGGACGCACGGGAUGGGCAGAAAGGUGACAGCCAAGCCAACUGUGUCCCGGUCAUCCAGAGGACCCAAGGCGGGGAGUUUAACGAGAAUGACACAGACACGGACAGUGGAUAUGGCGAAGCUGAAAAGGGCGAUGGCAAAGAUAAAGAAUGCGAGCGCAAUAAGGUGCAGGGACCCAAGACAGUGAAGAUCAAGCAAGAGUUUGGAGAUGAUCGCGCUGCCAAAAAGCCAAAGAUGAACUGGUCUGGGAACGGGUUAGGGGGCGUAGACCCCACCAGGCCUGAUCUGGCCUUUAUGAACUCUCUGAUUGGAAUAAGCAGUGUGGGACAGCAGACACCAAUUUGCAUGCCUUUCUACUUCAUCAAUCCCUCGGCCGCGGCGUCUUAUAUGCCUUUCUUUGACAAAAGUAACAUUGAAAAGUGCAUGUACCUGUCGCUUUCCCCGGCUUGUCUGCGCACUUUGGAGCCUCUUUUCAGUCCAAGGACUCCCACUCUCCAGACAGCGACGGUUUUUGUGAAUAUACCACAAAAUAUAUCGGCGGGGCCCGCGCCAUCGGCUGUCGCUGUCCCCGGCUUGUCUGCGCACUUUGGAGCCUCUUUUCAGUCCAAGGACUCCCACUCUCCAGACAGCGACGGGUCACACGAGGCUGACACAGGCUCACCUGAGGAGCGCGAGGAAAGUCCCGCGAGUGACGAAGGGGAGGGUGACGUAGGUGAUACGCCCCCGGAGAGCAAGUGUCCCGCACAUGAUCAGUUCACUGCUUGUCAGACGAGUUAAUCCGGCUGUGUGAAUUUGCUGAAGAGUUUUGUGCAUUCAUUUUUAAACAAUCACGCAAAUUUGAAAAACGAGACUUCGCAGAGGAGGUUCUCGUGUAUAAUAUCUUGGUGUGACAAGGGGCAGUUGUGACAGCACGUGCCUUUUGCACCUAUGAUAGAUUAAUCAAUCUGAAUGAUUAUCGACAAUGAUUGACUCUAGAGUUGCCCUGGAGUUUUUUUUAAUCCUCUUUGAUAACAUACUUUGAAAUGGCAGCAUUGGUGCCAAAACUUUGAGUACUACAGCAACGCGCAAUACCCCAAUCAGAGAGGCUCUUUGGAUGUAUGCAGUUGCAACUGACCUCUGCCAAGGUUAUUAAGAGGUUGGCUGACUCUGACUGUAAAUAUUAUUACCUGGGAGACAGUGUGAUUCAUUAAUGUAUAACGUGCACUAAAUGGGCCUGUAAAAGAAGUGCUCCUAAAAGUGUAACGCCUACAGUACCUCAUCCCAGCUUUGCAUUGUAGGCUUAUUUUGAGGCACAUCAUUGUCCCUCCAGAAGAACUGAAUGGUACCGCCCUCCCAACACACACCAUUUUCAUCACUAACCACAAAUACUAAAAUCAGCUACUUUAACAAUCGGAUAUAAUAAUGAGAGAAAGGGGAAAGGUAUUUAAUCUUGAUUUCCCUCAUUUCACCUUCCCAAAUCCGAGUUUGCUCUGGUCCUUUAAAUGAUUGUUUUUGUGAGGAAAGAAAAAAAAAAUCACUGAAAUCAUUAAGAAUAAUGGAAAUGCAAAACCUUCUUAAGGGGCUGCCUGACCAACAUACUGUACCUCUCCUGAAUGAAGUAUUUCAGCACCGAGAUGCAGUAACUCUCGGUACCUCCAGGAAACAUUGUAGGAUAGCACCUUAUAGAUCUUUGAUAUUGAAUGUACCUGUACUUUCCCAGUUGUUAAAGUUUGUAUAUUGGAUGAUCUUUAUUCUUUGAGAUGUAAAGUGCACUUUUUCUGCUUUUAUCUCCCCCCAGCUGUCACAUUAUAAUUUCAAAAGUUAAGCGCUGUACAUCUCUUUGUGUUGAUUUGUCUUGAAACAAAAAUUAUAUAUAUAAUAUAUGUAUGAUUUUAUUUCAAAAGAGCAGAACAGAGAUACCGGGUGCUUGUGACGAUUCCAUGCAGUAAAGUGGUAAGUAAUUUGUCCAAAUUUAACAAAACAGUGCUCCUUUCUAGUUCUUUCAAAGCAAAAGCAUCACUACACGCCAGACUAUCCAUUAUUCUGCAUUAUAUGCUAUCAUCAUGGAAAACCUCACUUUUCAAAUAUUUGACAAAAGUGGGAAAGAAAACUGUGGUCAUGUCAUGACGCCAACAGUUUUGUCAUUUUAGGAACUUUGGCCUGUUUUCUGAGAAUUCAAAUCCUGCAAGCGUAGGGCUGUUCAGCUUUUUAAAGUUCCCCACUGAUUAAACGAAUGAUUUUCGUUGUUGCAUUGUAUCGUUUUGCAUACAUGACAUUGCUUUUGUAGUUUCCUUCAGCUGGUUUCGCCUAAAGUCUCUUAUCAGCUGUUAUAUAAAGUGGCAUGUGUCUGUAAAUAGUUUUUGUGAAUAUACCACAAAAUAUACAUGUCUGUCAAUGUUGUAGAAGUCCAUGGAUUUUUUUUUUUAAAGAUUGAACUAAGCAACUGUUGCACAUUCCGUUAAUGCUUUACACAUAUGCUGUUCUAAAUUAUUGCUGAUGAGUUGUAAAAUAAAUAUCAAAGCUAAACUCCUCAGGCGUCUUAUUUAACACAGAUUCUGUACAUGUUUACAAUCUCAUACUAUUGUGUGAAUCUGUUCCAAUAAAUAUCUACCUGUAAUAUUUAGGUCAUGGCGAACAUACAUGAUGUAAGACACCAAGAACUACAAGCAAGCUGCUCAGAAUUAGUGUCACUAAUAGCUUUUGUGAAUAAACAGUACUGAAAGUCAAGCAGAUAAAAUGUUUCGUUUCCAACACUGAAUCAGGUGACAGGUCACAGCAGAAGAAUGUAUAGUAAGCCAAGGCUUUUAACACGUCUUGUGAUAAAAGAUGAUGAAGUGAGAUUACCCCCAGUCUGUAGUGGCUGAUGAAAAGCAAGGGGCCCCUCCCAGCUAGUCAAAAGCUUUAAGCAAGAUCAAAUCCAGUCCUUUGUUGUUACAGUAACCGGCUUAAUGUAAUUAUUUUAAUCUUUGUGCAAAAUCACAUCACACUUGGUACUAAAUUACCCAUGCUUUCUUGGCUUGACCUUGGCAACAUAUAAUUAGUGCAACAGCAUGCACGUUGCAACCCCUUUUCCGUAAACUUACGGUUUGACGGAACAAGGACCUUUAUUCUUCACUUUGUAUUUCUCAGUUCAAACUACAAUAUGAUUUCUUCUUUUGUAUCUUCAUUCACUGGUGAGAGCAACUUUGAAAGCAGAUACCAGAUGCCAUUC
This is a messenger RNA of Monopterus albus (swamp eel), 4299 nucleotides long. It is a transcript of the gene bhlhe41, whose product is annotated as basic helix-loop-helix family, member e41. Gene Ontology annotation, biological process: regulation of DNA-templated transcription. The coding region runs from base 549 to 1886 and encodes 445 amino acids. The transcript has 6 exons. The record is from RefSeq and is a predicted model, not a curated record. Gene Ontology annotation, molecular function: DNA binding; protein dimerization activity. NCBI's taxonomy places the organism in Eukaryota, Metazoa, Chordata, Actinopteri, Synbranchiformes, Synbranchidae.